AUGGCAUUCUUGGAGUAUCGUUCGGCUUGCUCGGCAUUAGAUUUGGCUUGUUCAAGCAAGUGGGAUGUCCGUGCGGAUCCCGAUAUUGAUACUAUAGCACGUGAGGUGUACGUGCAUCACGAAGGUGAAGGAAACAACUUUAGGUUCACUGAAGGUCUCUUCAGAGUAGGAGUCUCGGUUGCGGUUGUAUUUGUGUGGCAUGUCAGUAAAGCAGCUGUAUUUGAUAAUAUGAGGUUGUUGGACCUAGAUUGGGUGCUAUCGGAUCUGAUUGCGUGUGUAGACGUGAGGUUCAGGUUUUGUAGGAAAUACCGGAUGUUGGAAAUUGGAUUCAGUGGUUUACGGGCUAAGGUUGAAUUGCUCUUAGAUAUGGUUGACUUUGAUAUCAUUCUGGGUAUGGAUUGGUUAUCACCCGAUCACGCCAUCUUAGACUGUCAUUCUACCCGUAGUGUCAUAUCGUACGUGAAGGCUCGACGUAUGGUCGAGAAGGGGUGUCUGGCCUAUUUGGCCUAUGUUCGUGAUUCCAGUGCUGAGGUCCCUCAUAUAGAUUCUGUGCCUAUUGUCCGGGAGUUUCCCGAUGUUUUUCCUUCGGACCUGCCGGGUAUGCCACCCGAUAGAGAUAUCGAUUUCUGUAUUGAUUUGGCUCCAGGCACCCAGCCCAUUUCUAUUCCGCCAUAUCGUAUGGCCCCGCCGGAGCUGAAGGAGUUAAAGGACCAAUUGAAGGAUCUGUUAGAUAAGGGUUUCAUUAGACCCAGUGUUUCGCCUUGGGUAUCAGCUAAGGGUAUUCAGGUGGACCCGAAGAAGAUAGAGGCAGUCAAGAACUGGCCUAGACCAGCAUCAGUGACGGAGAUUCAGAGUUUCUUGGGGUUAGCAGGCUACUACCGUCGGUUUGUGGAGGGGUUUUCAUCUAUUGCAGCCCCGAUGACCAGGUUGACCCAGAAGGGUGCCCAGUUCAGAUGGUCGGAGGAGUGUGAGGCGAGCUUUCAGAAGCUCAAGACAGCCCUG
Molecule: messenger RNA, 1002 nt
Organism: Nicotiana attenuata
Lineage: Eukaryota; Viridiplantae; Streptophyta; Magnoliopsida; Solanales; Solanaceae
Exons: 8
Source: RefSeq, a predicted model, not a curated record